Molecule: messenger RNA, 407 nt
Organism: Malurus melanocephalus (red-backed fairy wren)
Lineage: Eukaryota; Metazoa; Chordata; Aves; Passeriformes; Maluridae
Product: interleukin-10-like
Exons: 4
Biological process (GO): immune response
Cellular component (GO): extracellular region
Molecular function (GO): cytokine activity
Source: RefSeq, a predicted model, not a curated record
AUGGAGGAUCAGAGUGGAGAUGAUGGAAUGGUGAAGGAACAGGGUGGAGAUGAUGGAAUGGUGAAGGAUGAGGAGGGAGAUGAUGGAAUGCAAUCCAAGGAUGACGAUCUCAGCAUCCAAUUGCUCAGCUCCGACCUGCUGCAGGAAUUCAAGGGCAGCCUGGGCUGCCAGGCGGUGUCGGAGAUGAUCUCCUUCUACAUGGACGAGGUGCUGCCCAGCGCCGCCAGGAGCAGCGCGCCGCACCAGCACAGCGUGGGCGACCUGGGCAACCUCCUGCUGAGCCUCCGAGCCAUGAUGAGGCGCUGUCACAGAUUCUUCACGUGCGAGGAGAGGAGCAGGAGCAUGAAACACAUCAAGGAAACCUUCACCAAGGUARGGCCACGCUCAGGGGCUGGGCAGGGCAUGGG